AACAUCUUUCAUUAUGAAGGCGAUCACUGUGACUGGCGUGAUUUUUGCCUUUGGAUUUCCGAGUCUCCCAUCUUCUACUGGUCAUGAACAGAUACCACUCAAAACACAGGAUGGCGGCGAAACAUGGCUUUCGAAGUAUGGAAAACAGAUUGAUCAGCCUUUCUCUGGUCCAUUAGCUUUCUCUCACUUACCAUACACACGCUGUUUGGAGGAUGAGUCCGCUGCAUUUGAUAUCGCACUUCUCGGAAUGCCCUUCGAUACUGGGACCUCUUAUCGCCCGGGUGCUCGUUUUGGACCUUAUGCUAUCCGCUCAGGAAGCAGAAGGCAAAGAGGUUCUCGAGGGUAUACGCUAGCCUGGGGAAACAACCCUUACGAGCUAGGCUCUGAAAUAUUAGAUUGUGGUGAUGUACCUGUCAUGCCCUUUGACAAUGCGCUAGCGAUCGACCAGAUGGAAGUUGCGUACUCCACACUAUUAGCGAGGACUAUAGCUUCUAGUUCCACAUCUUGGCCUCAAGGCGCAGUUAUCGCGAAUGAUGAACGUGAACAUCCAAGGAUUAUCACUUUGGGCGGGGAUCACACUAUUGUACUUCCCAUACUCCGUUCCUUGAAUAAGGUGUAUGGUCCUGUAUCUGUCAUACACUUUGAUGCACAUUUGGAUACGUGGGCAAGCUAUCCUGGUUCAAUGACUGAGCAGUCACGAAUCACUCAUGGGACAUUUUUCUACAUUGCUCAAGAGGAAGGUCUGAUCGCGAAUUCAAGUAUACAUGCUGGCAUCAGAUGUAAAUUACAAGGCCUUGGCGAUAUCGAGAAUGAUAGUGCAGUCGGAUUUCAGGUUAUCACCACCGACGAUAUCGAUGAUCAUGGAAUUCCAGCGAUAAUUGAACAAAUCAGACGGCGGGUUGGAUCUUCUCCUGUUUACCUUAGCCUUGAUAUAGAUGUCAUUGAUCCUGGUUUAGCCCCAGCAACAGGAACCCCCGAAGCUGGUGGCUGGACAAGCAGAGAAGUGAAGAGAAUAAUUCGUGGUCUGGCGGGCUUGAAUUUUGUCGGUGCAGACGUCGUUGAAGUCGCGCCCGCUUAUGAUCAUGCCGAAAUCACAGGCAUCGCGGCUGCAGAUAUCGUACACGAUUUCCUGUCGAUGUUCUUGUCUCACGAACCUCCUACAUCACCCGCAUACCCCGGUCGAAUGCCUAAAGAUGAACUGUGAUCUUUUUGACCGUUCAGACCUCAGGUUAACUUCGGACAAAAUAUAUAGUAUAUACCAUGCUUUCGCGAUGUUAUGCCAUUCCCAAUGUUGACAAUC
Serpula lacrymans var. lacrymans S7.9 is the source of this 1300-nucleotide messenger RNA. RefSeq names its product putative ureohydrolase. The transcript is spliced from 9 exons. The coding region runs from base 14 to 1204 and encodes 396 amino acids. The record is from RefSeq and is a predicted model, not a curated record. Gene Ontology annotation, molecular function: agmatinase activity; metal ion binding. Lineage: Eukaryota; Fungi; Basidiomycota; Agaricomycetes; Boletales; Serpulaceae.